Molecule: messenger RNA, 811 nt
Organism: Episyrphus balteatus (marmalade hoverfly)
Lineage: Eukaryota; Metazoa; Arthropoda; Insecta; Diptera; Syrphidae
Product: spore coat protein SP85-like
Exons: 3
Coding region: 53-811 (252 amino acids)
Source: RefSeq, a predicted model, not a curated record
GAAGCAUAAGCUCAGAAGUUAUCAUUAGCAUUUGAAGUUCACAUCAGUUGAAAUGUAUCUCAGAAAUAAUAUUUUCAUUGUUCUUUUGGCCUUUUUUGUUGGUCUUACCGUGAUUGAAGGGGUUCAAGUUUUCACUGGAAUUCAAAGCACCAAGCCAUCAUGGAUACAAGGCAGUAAAAAUCCCCAUCUUCAACCUCAGUAUCCAACUCAACCGAUACCAGAAUAUCCAUCGGAAUAUCCAUCAGAAUACACGCCAUACUACCCACCUCAAUACACACCGCCAUAUCCAACACAGGGUAGACCUCAGAAUCCACCGCAACAGAAACCAACAUUUACAACCCCGACUAAGCCUCAACAAUCAACGCCUUCACAGCCACCGCCACCGCCGCCAAUUCAACAUCAACAUCCAGUCCAUCAUCAUAAUCAAAUAUUAAAUCCGUCCAUAAAACCAACCCCGUCGUCAGCGUCGUAUCCGAUCCCAGCUUUGGAACAGUACAACCAUAGAUUUCCCGAUGGCAGUUACGAAUUUAGAUAUGAACUUCCCGACGAAACCGUUCGCUAUGAAAGAGGUUAUUUCAUCCAAUUCCAUCACAAGAAAAGCAUAGUCGUGAGAGGAUAUUACUCUUAUAGGCUUCCUGGAGCAGGCUAUUUGACUGUGUUUUACACAGCCGAUCAAUAUGGAUAUCGACAAGAUUCAUAUGGAAUAACACCACAACGACCUCAAUUGCCACGUUCUUUGGGUGAGAGGAGAAUAUUAGAUGGUGAAGAGUCAUUAAAAAGCGAAUCGAGUAUCAAUGAUAACAAAUUAUAA